CUGCUUAAAAGGACCCACUCCGCUCUCGUCAUCCGCCUGCCGCCCCUCCACGCGGCCAAAGCAGCGCUCGGCUUCACGGUUUUUGGUGUUCUCGCGCUGCUGGCGCCGCUGCGUCUGAUGCUCACCAAGCAGCCAUCCCUUUGGCACUUUUGGCAACUCGAUCCUCUUGUCGCUGCUCUCUGCACACCCGGGUGUGGUGUAUGGUGUGAUGGUGUGAACCCCACAGAGAAGAAGCAACCGCCCAUCGUACCUGUUGCCUCCCCUCUCUGCGCACGACUUUUAGUUUUCAUCUGGUGUUCACCCUUUCUGCUGCUCCUAUUGGCAAUCAAGAGUUUGUGCUUAGCCUUUGAGACCCGCACGGUGCAAAUCGACGGCUCACAGCUGCUGCACACGUUGCAGCUGUUUGAUUGCACCAUCAACACCACCAUUUCCACCGCUUCCAUUGUUCGCGUCGACCUCUGCAAAAUGGAAUGGCCAUUCUGCAGCAGGUGUUUCUGUCGAGUAGCAGCAGCAGACGGCAAGAAGAUUGACUUUGGCGGGAGUUUGUCCCGAGAGGAGAACGUGUGGCUGCAGCUCGAGGUGCCCUCCUUCCUGCUCAGCCUUGCUGCGGGGUCCGCCUGA
Closterium sp. Yama58-4 is the source of this 621-nucleotide messenger RNA. Lineage: Eukaryota; Viridiplantae; Streptophyta; Zygnematophyceae; Desmidiales; Closteriaceae. The record is from the annotation of a GenBank genome assembly.